Heterobasidion irregulare TC 32-1 is the source of this 384-nucleotide messenger RNA. RefSeq lists its product as uncharacterized. Gene Ontology annotation, biological process: protein phosphorylation. The transcript has 2 exons. The record is from RefSeq and is a predicted model, not a curated record. Gene Ontology annotation, molecular function: ATP binding; protein kinase activity. The annotation marks the transcript as partial. Lineage: Eukaryota; Fungi; Basidiomycota; Agaricomycetes; Russulales; Bondarzewiaceae.
AUCAAGAUGGCUUACGGCACCAACGAGUAUUCCGCGCUCAAGCGGGAGUGCCGUUUCUACAGCCAUGCGCUGCGGAGUCUCGGUGGCAUUGCAGUGCCGCGAUGCCACGGACUCUUCAGCACAGAGGAAGACGGCGAGCUGGUCGGCCGUCUGGUGCUAGACCUGUGCCCUCCUUUACGUUCUUGUACUCUUACAUCUUAUGAAUUGUCCGUCGAUAGUCGUCGGAUCAUAGUUGCAAUUUGCAAGCUGCACUCCGUCGGGGUCGCACACCGGAAUUUGGAUGACUAUCAUCGCUUCGUUAUGCAGGGCCAGUCCGUGCUCAUAGUCGACUUCUCGCAAGCCAGAAUACAUAAUUGUUCGGGUGGCACGCCCUUUGUGAAGGGC